CUCUCUCAGUGUCUCCAUAGAGCAGCAGACGGACUAGCAGCAGGAAGAAGGCGGGCUCAGCUUCAGCUUCUCAGCUUCAGUGAAACAUCGUCAGGUCAGAUCACUGAGAAGAACAAUGGAAGGCACAUCUCACUGUCUGAUCUUUCUGAUCUUCUUGCUGAGCUGCUCAACAGAUCCAGUCCUCCCAGUUCUUCUGACUGUGAGUCCCAGCAGAUCUCAGUUCUUUCAAUAUGAACGUGUGAUUCUGACCUGUGAGGAUGGAUGGACUGUGAGGAGAAACACAACCAAAGACACCAGGAAACGAUGUGGAGAUGGAUGGGGGAAAUCAAUUGGUUCUACCUGCAGCAUCACCUCCUUGUUCCCAUCAGACACUGGUCUGUACUGGUGUGAGUCCAUGUCUGGAUCCUCCAGCAGCAGCAGCAGCAUCCAGCUCUCUGUCUCUGGUGGAUCAGUGAUCCUGCAGAGUCCUGUCCUCCCUGUGAUGGAGGGAGAUGACGUCACUCUGAGCUGCAGAGCAAAGAAUCCAACCCACAACCUCCCAGCUGCUUUCUAUAAAGAUGGCUCCUUCAUUGGUGAUGGACCAUCAGGUCACAUGACCCUCCUCCAUGUUUCCAGCUCUGAUGAAGGCCUCUAUAAAUGUAAUGUCAAAGGUCAUGGAGAGUCUCCAUCCAGCAGGAUCUCUGUCAAAGAGAAACCUCCAACCAUCUCUCCACCCUCCACCACCUCUCCACCUUCCUCCUCCUCCUCUUCCUCAGAGAAACUCACCAACAUCUCUGACUCUACAGUCACACCUGGUCCAGGUUCUUCCUCCGUCUCUCUUCCAGUGUUGCUUCCCAGUGCAUCUCUUUGUGUUUUGGUUUUCCUGUUUUUACUGGUUCAACUGGUCGUAUAUUUGUACAGCAAACCUAAGGUGAUGAAGGAGGAAGAGGAGAGGAUGACAUCACUUCCAGAAACAUCAGGAUGUUCCAGAGGAAACAGAAGAAAAGCAAACCAGGAACAGGAAAUGGUGAUUAUGUUCAUGUGUUUUUGUUUCUGUUAGAUUUUCAGAUUGAUCAGAAAAUGUUUCCUAAUGAGG
Molecule: messenger RNA, 1075 nt
Organism: Xiphophorus hellerii (green swordtail)
Lineage: Eukaryota; Metazoa; Chordata; Actinopteri; Cyprinodontiformes; Poeciliidae
Product: high affinity immunoglobulin gamma Fc receptor I-like
Exons: 7
Coding region: 116-1039 (307 amino acids)
Biological process (GO): immune response; cell surface receptor signaling pathway
Cellular component (GO): external side of plasma membrane
Molecular function (GO): transmembrane signaling receptor activity
Source: RefSeq, a predicted model, not a curated record